UCACUCCAGAGGACACAUCUCCAUUGCUCUAGAAUCCAGUGGCGGCGUGCUUUACACGACUGCAUCCGACACUUUGCAUUGCACUUGGUGAUCUCGGUCAUGGAGCUGCUGCAUCCAUGCCAUUCAUUCCAUGAAGCUCUGUAUGCACUGUUGUGCUAAUCUGAAGGCCACAUGAAGUUUGGAGGUCUUCAGCUAUUGACUCUGCAGUCAGUUAGCGACUUCUGCGCACUGUGCGUUUCAGCAUGUACUGACCCUGCUCUGUCAUUUUACGUGGCCUACCACUUCGUGGCUGAGUUUCUGUUGUUCCCAGUUGCUUCCAUUUUGUUAUAAUGCCACUAACAACUGACCGUGGAAUAUGUAGUAGCAA
Messenger RNA from Staurois parvus, 367 nucleotides. NCBI's taxonomy places the organism in Eukaryota, Metazoa, Chordata, Amphibia, Anura, Ranidae. The record is from the annotation of a GenBank genome assembly.